Sclerotinia sclerotiorum 1980 UF-70 is the source of this 2157-nucleotide messenger RNA. RefSeq lists its product as hypothetical. Lineage: Eukaryota; Fungi; Ascomycota; Leotiomycetes; Helotiales; Sclerotiniaceae. The coding region runs from base 1 to 2157 and encodes 718 amino acids. The transcript has 4 exons. Gene Ontology annotation, cellular component: nucleus. The record is from RefSeq and is a predicted model, not a curated record.
AUGGAUGGGCUCGACGAUGAUUUUAAAGGUUUUGGUGAAGGUUUCGAUGGAUUUCCCAAACGACUUCCGGAAGAUUGUGUGGAAUACUCGCUCUAUAUUGUCAACUCCAAGUUGAAGUCACAAAAGGAUUUACUCGGCAGAUUGGAGGAUGUGCGAAAAGAGUCUUUGGCUCUUUUGAAGGAUCUUACUAAAGACUAUAUAUGGCAACGGGAUAGCUUCAGGCUGGAGGUAAAGACUGAGAAGGCAGGCUUGAUAUACCUUAACGGGAUUACAAAUUAUGGAGAUUCUGUCGGAGACGAAUGGCUUAUUGUGUAUAUACUUAAAGAAUUGAGCAGUCGAUUUCCUACAUUAUGGAUCAAAGUUGUGGACUCUGAUGGCGAGUUUCUUUUAAUUGAAGCUGCCAAUGCUCUCCCGAAAUGGUUGAAUCCUGAAAUCGCAGAUAAUAGGCAGGUAUGGAUUCAUAAUAAUGCCCUUCACAUUAUACCGUUGCGUGCAGUCACUGAUUCCUCAAUCAAAUCCCCUACUGCCCCAGUAUCUCGAUCACUUACCUUAGAAGAAGCCCACAGAACCAUAUCUUCAACUCCAGAAAUACUCAUACGCUCACCCCUUAUCGAAGCAGAAGCAUUCUAUCGUUUGCGAAGCUACCCAGCUCAAAUCGCAGCAUCGCUUCACCAUGCUCGUAUCACAAUACCGCGCAAACUUGCCUAUAUACUUCAUCUGCUUCCUACUUCUAUAGCCCCGGCAGUCGAAGCAUUCUACCUUCGAGAUCCAAUUGCGCUUAAGCCGCUUCAAUCAGCUUCAUCCAAUCUUGUCUUCCCACCAAAGGAUUUAGUCACCAUCUCAACUCGAUUUACUAAAGUACUCUAUGCUCAACUGAAGUCGCAACAGUUUUCUGCGCCAUCUGCAUGGAAAGAUAUCUUAACGCUGCCCAAGGACGACGCACUUGUGGAAGAUUUCACGAAACUGGAGAUGGGAAUGAAGGUCACCUCCGGCUUCGAAAUGCUAGUCACAGAUCCUAAAAACCGCGAUCAUCGAUCCGUUAGAGAGAUUAACAUACUUCUGGAAGAUCUUGAUGGAGAUGAUUCUAACCUUCCAAAUGACGAGGAGAUAUCGACGUGGAAGGAAAAUAUGAGAGAUGACGAUGAAAAAUGGCUCGACAUCAAUUUUGAAGAUUUCGAAAGGGAACUAGACGGAAAAAAUAAGGAAAAGAAGCCGGCUGGAAUUCCUGGAGCUUUUGGACCGGAGCCACCCUCGGGGUUCGGCGAUGCAAAGACCGAGGCCGAUUUGAAGAAAAUGGUGGAGCGAUUUGAAGCUUUCCUUAAUGAUGAUGAUGCCGGACCUGACGGUGCUGAAAUGGAUGAUAUGGACGUUGAUGACGAUGACGAUGACGAUUAUGAUGAUGACGACGAUGAAGAUAGUGAAGAGGACAAAGACGUCAGUUUCGACGAAGUGGAGUUCGCAAAGAUGAUGAGAGAAAUGAUGGGAAUGCCAACGGAUGACAUACAGGAAUCGGCAUCCCCAGCCCAGCAAGAAAUAUCUCGCAGGAUUGAGGAGGUCGAUAGCGAGGAUGAAGGUGGAGAAGAUGAUGAAGCGGAAGCAAUUCAAAAGGUGAUGAAGAGAAUGGAAGCUGAGCUGAAUGAAGCCGGAGCCCUCAAUUUAGAUCCUACCCCAAGUAAAAUUGCAGCUCUUUCCGGAAGGAAGACGGGCAGGGGAAAGGAUAAGGAACAGGAACAAGUACAAGAGAAAAUGGAUGAAGAUGAGGAAGGCGAAGAAGAAGAAAGUGACCAGGAAUUGGAUAUAGAUUUCAAUCUGGCGAAAAAUCUAUUGGAAAGUUUCAAAAGUCAAGCGGGGAUGGCGGGACCCGGGUCCAAUCUUCUCGGCAUGAUGGGCAUGAAGCUACCUCGCGAUGAAGACGACGAGGGAAGAAGUCGAGGGAAAAGGCCUGAUAAGCUUCAAUUUUCCUCGACCAAAUCCUCGAUGCCAAUUUUCCGCCUCUUGGCACCCUCGACCUCCGGUGGUACAGAUGAGCUCGGGCUUCGCGCUCUCUUGAGAAUAUCAUUGACUGCAAUAUCCACCUUUUCAAGCUCUGACAAGGCUGCUGUUAAAUUCCUCCUGUUUUCUAAUUCGCGUCUACUGCUGUCGCUUUGUGGUCGGUAG